This is a messenger RNA of Solea solea (common sole), 1930 nucleotides long. Its product is annotated as retinol dehydrogenase 13-like. The coding region runs from base 137 to 1219 and encodes 360 amino acids. The transcript is spliced from 7 exons. The record is from RefSeq and is a predicted model, not a curated record. Lineage: Eukaryota; Metazoa; Chordata; Actinopteri; Pleuronectiformes; Soleidae.
CACUACGCGCGCGUCACCUUGUGCAACAGAGAGUGAACAUGAGUUUUCUCUCUUGUCAUCUGUGAAGAAAAGCGAUUGUUUACACAUUUCCAUGGUUUAUUAAGUCGUUAUUAUAUUAAGACAUUAUUCCGGAUUCAUGAGUAAAUAUAUUUUACCCGUGUCUGCGUUCGGGACCGUGCUUGGCUGCGCUGUUUUACUGAAGAACCAUGUGACUGGAGGACGGUGCACCAGUAAAGCUGUCAUUCCUGGAAAGACUGUGGUUAUCACAGGAGCCAACACGGGCAUCGGCAAAGAGACGGCCAGAGAGCUGGCCAAGAGAGGGGGACGGAUCAUUAUGGGAUGUCGGGACAUGGAGAAGUGCGAGGCGGCCGCGAAAGAGAUUCGAGGGAAUACGCUGAAUCCUCAUGUGUACGCCCAUCACCUCGAUCUGGCCUCAACGAAAUCCAUCCGAGAGUUUGCGGAGAAGAUUAAACAAGAGGAGCAGAGAGUGGAUGUGCUGAUCAACAACGCAGGCAUCAUGAGAUGUCCCGCGUGGAAGACAGAGGAUGGCUUUGACAUGCAGUUUGGAGUUAAUCACUUAGGCCACUUCUUGUUGACAAACCUUCUACUGGAUAAGUUGAAGGAGUCCGCCCCCAGCAGAGUUAUCAACCUGGCCUCGCUCGCCCACAUCAUUGGAGAGAUGGACUUCGAGGACUUGCACUGGGAGAAGAAGAAGUUUAAUACCAAGCAGGCGUAUUGUCAGAGCAAGCUUGCCAACGUUCUGUUCACCAGAGAGCUCGCCAAGCGUUUGCAAGGCACAGGAGUCACAGUGAACGCUGUGCACCCAGGCGUUGUUGCCACGCAGCUUGGGAGGUACACCAACCUCCACCAAUCAAAGUUCUCGAGCUCUGUGCUCGGCCCGUUUUUCUCCCUCCUGGUGAAGAGCCCAGAGCUCGGGGCCCAGGCCAGCGUUUACCUGACCGUGUCUGAGGAGAUGGAGGGCGUGACGGGACACUACUAUGAUGUCAUGACAGAAAAGGAACCGGCGCCCCAGGCUCUGGACGAGGAGGUGGCUCGCAAGCUGUGGGAGGUCAGCAGCAAGCUGGUGGGUCUGGACGAGGACGGGCAGACCGGCGUGUCGGAGGCUCCAGCAGAAGGCCAGAACAAAGCUGCACAGACGGAGCCAGCACAAAAACAUGGACAUAGCCCAGGAGCAACAGUCAGUGCUGUGAGGCUGUAGGUUCUGCUGCUCUGGCCUCUCACGCAGCAGGGAAUACUGGAUAUUUAACACGUGAGCUGCAGACGGCAGGUUGAUUGUUUGCACUCAUUUCUUUAGCUUCUGCUUAAUUUAUGUUGGCUUAUUUUUUAGAACAUUGAACAGUGCUAAGUAUUUUUUUUUUUAUUUAUUUCAGCAAUCAGAGCAAUUAACUGAGAGAGGGGAAAGACAUGAAUCUGGGUUCAAAAAUCUAGUUUUUAGUGUGAAAGAGGCAGCACUAAUGUUGUGCACUGUCCUGAGCUGCUCCUCCCACACUUGCACAGACACACUAGAUUCUCAUAUAACAGUUGACCUGAGAAAACCUGAGGAAAUGGGGACUUUUCCACUGAAGUGACACAUAUCUGAUGAGCCUCUCUCUCCCUCCCUCUCCCUCUCUCUCUCUCUCUCUCUCUCUGUCUGUCUGUGAUUGGUCAGUUUCCCCCAUCACAGUGUAGCUGUCUCUCCAAGUGCUUGCUUCAGUUUUGAUGGAAAUGUUCAAUCGAUAAUGCCAAAAAUAUCCUGCCUCCUGCAGCUUUAACCAUUUCAGUCUGUGAAUUUGGUUUGUCGCUAUAAUGUCAGUAUCUUCUACAUUAUAUUCCUGCAUCAGGAUUUGAGACUUGUGUAUCUUUAGGAUGAGCUGUGAUUUAGCUCAGCGUGGAGCUGCUGGAAGUGCACGAAAUAAAAUGAGUAAGUGAA